This is a messenger RNA of Colius striatus (speckled mousebird), 2115 nucleotides long. It is a transcript of the gene LRRN3, whose product is annotated as leucine rich repeat neuronal 3. The transcript has a single exon. Gene Ontology annotation, molecular function: protein binding. NCBI's taxonomy places the organism in Eukaryota, Metazoa, Chordata, Aves, Coliiformes, Coliidae. The record is from RefSeq and is a predicted model, not a curated record. Bases 1 to 2115 code for a protein of 704 amino acids.
AUGAAGGACAUGCUACUUAAAAUUUAUUUUCUACUUGUCCUAGUUAUCCCUGUACUAGUACAAGCUGUAGAAAAAAAAGCAGACUGCCCAGAGUCAUGUAUAUGUGAGAUCAGACCAUGGUUCACCCCCAGGUCUGUGUAUAUGGAAGCUCCAACAGUCGACUGUAAUGAUUUAGGCCUUUUCAAUUUUCCAGCCAGACUGCCUGCCGACACACAAGUUCUACUUCUACAGACUAAUAAUAUUGCAAAAAUUGAACAUUCAGUAGACUUACCAGUUAAUUUAACUGGUCUAGAUUUAUCUCAGAACAAUUUAUCCUCAGUGACCAGUAUUAAUCUUAGAAAGAUACCGCAGUUGCUUUCAGUGUACCUUGAAGAAAACAAACUUACUGAACUCCCUGAAGAAUGUCUCUCUGGACUCCACAAUUUGCAAGAACUUUAUAUGAAUCAUAAUCUGCUUUCUGUGAUUGCACCGGGAGCUUUCAUAGGCCUCAAUAAUCUUCUCAGACUUCAUCUCAAUUCAAAUGGUCUGCAAAUGAUCAACAGGAAGUGGUUUGAGGCUACUCCUAAUCUUGAAAUUCUCAUGAUUGGAGAAAAUCCAAUAGCCAGAAUCGAAGAUAUGAAUUUUAAGCCUCUUAUCAAUCUACGCAGUCUAGUUUUGGCAGGCACAAAUCUCACUGAAAUACCAGACAAUGCUUUGGCUGGCCUUGACAAUUUAGAAAGCAUCUCCUUUUAUGACAACAGAUUUGUUAGAGUGCCUCACAUUGCUCUUCAAAAGGCUAUAAAUCUUAAAUUUCUGGAUCUAAAUAAGAAUCCCAUUAACAGAAUACGACGAGGAGAUUUUAGCAAUAUGCUGCACCUAAAAGAGUUAGGGAUUAAUAACAUGCCUGAACUGAUUUCUAUAGAUAGUCUUGCUGUUGAUAAUUUGCCAGAUUUAAGAAAAAUAGAAGCUACCAAUAACCCCAGGUUAUCGUACAUUCAUCCAAAUGCAUUCUACAGACUUCCCAAACUGGAAUCGCUCAUGUUGAACAGCAAUGCGCUGAGUGCCCUGUACCGCAGUACCAUAGAAUCCUUGCCUAACCUCAAAGAAGUUAGCAUACACAGCAAUCCCAUUAGAUGUGACUGUGUCAUCCGCUGGAUUAACAUGAACAAAACAAACAUUCGCUUCAUGGAGCCGGAGUCCCUGUUUUGUGUGGAUCCUCCUGAAUUCCAAGGCCAGAAUGUGAGGCAGAUACACUUCCGGGAAAUGAUGGAAAUCUGUCUCCCCCUAAUAGCUCCUGAAAGUUUCCCAUCUACUCUGGAUUUAAAAACUGGCAGUCACAUUUCCUUACACUGCAGAGCAACAGCAGAACCAGAACCUGAAAUCUACUGGAUAACACCAUCAGGACAAAAACUCUUGCCUAAUACUAUUUCUAACAAAUACUACAUUCAUUCCGAAGGAACAUUAGACAUAAGUGAUGUAACACAAAAAGAAAGUGGUCUAUACACAUGUAUAGCCAUGAACUUAGUUGGGGCGGACCUAAAGUCAGUAAUGAUUAAAGUAGAUGGCUCUUUCCCUCAGGACAGCAAUGGACCUUUGAAUAUUAAAAUACAAGACAUAAGAUCUAGUUCUGUUUUGGUUUCAUGGAAAGCAAGUUCUAAAAUUCUGAAGUCCAGUGUUAGAUGGACAGUCUUUCUGAAUGCUGAAAACCCUCAAGCUGCACAGAGCGCUCGAAUACCUUCUGAUAUAAAGGUAUAUAAUCUCACACAUCUAAAUCCAGCCACUGAAUACAAAAUUUGUAUAGAUAUUCCCACUAUCCAUUCACAGAAUAAGAAACAAUGUAUCAAUGUAACCACAAAAGGACUGGACUUGGCAGUGAAAGACUACGAAAAGAACAACAUAAUAGGAUUCCUUGCCUGCCUUGGUGCUCUUUUGGGAAUCAUCUCUGUGAUAUAUCUUUACAGCUGCACCUCACGUGAGAUGAACUAUGAUGUUGGACACAGCUACCUGGAGAAACAAUCCUUUUCACUCAGUGAGUUUUAUCCUCCUCUAAUCAGUCUUUGGGACGUGGGCAAAGAAAAAAGCACAGCAAUGGAAGUAAAAGCAACUGUAAUAGGUGUACCAACCAAUAUGUCAUAA